This is a messenger RNA of Drosophila biarmipes, 11651 nucleotides long. RefSeq lists its product as uncharacterized. The record is from RefSeq and is a predicted model, not a curated record. Gene Ontology annotation, cellular component: cytoplasm. The coding region runs from base 93 to 11036 and encodes 3647 amino acids. The transcript is spliced from 30 exons. Lineage: Eukaryota; Metazoa; Arthropoda; Insecta; Diptera; Drosophilidae.
UAAGUGCAGCUGGUAAAAUUUGUCAACAAAGCAAUGUUUUUCUGUGUUUUUGUUUUUAAAUAGCGUUUUAAAGCGUUAUUUCGCGCUCCAAAAUGGACAAGUCCAGGUCCAGUGCCUACGACAAGUUCGUGGGCUACGUGGAACAGCUGCGUAAUACGGAAUGCAGUCAAAAGCAGAAGAUCACCUGCUUCCAGCAGAUUGCCGAGUGCAUUAUGUCGCCCUCGCUGGCGGGGCAUAUCAACUAUGCCGCGCACUGUGGCACGGCCAUGAAUGUCCUGCUGCUCUUCUGCGAGGAUGUGGAUUCCGUGGUCCGGAUGAGCGCCGAGGAGAACCUCAACAAGAUCCUGCGGGCGCUGGAAAAAACCCGGGUCAGUCGCAUCCUCAUGGAUCUGUACGGCGAGAUCAAGCGGAAUGGUAACCAGAGAUCCUUGAGGAUUUGCCUGAACCUGUUCUCUUACUAUGCCCCACAAAUAAAGGAGAAGCACAUUAAGUGGUAUGCCGUAAGAUUGCUCCAAUGCAUGACCACCAUAUCCCAGCGCAGGGAGACUCUGCUCCAGGAAUCGCUCUGCGAUUUUGUAAAGCACUUUGGUCGCUACAUGCAGCAGGGUCUCAGCGAUAGCGAAUCCUGCAAGCUCUUCGAGACCUUUCUGGACAAUAUUAGCUCCGAAUGCGCCGUCAAGCGUCGUUGCUCGGCCCAAAAUUGCAUCAGUCUUAUUGAGCAUGCACGCAAUAGGAGCCUGAUGGCCAGACAUGGAGUCAACAAAGUGAUGGAACUCCUGCUGACGGAUCAGCAAACGAGCAGCGUGCUGGGAGCCUUGGGUCUGCUGCGCCUCCUGUUGCCGCAACUCAUACGAGGCCACUCGGCCGAUGGCCACGAGGAUUCCGAGUCCUUGGCCGGCAAGAGGCAGCAGCCUCAGCAGCAGCAGCAGCAGCAGCAACAGCAGCAGACAACGACCUCCGACUGCCGGCAAAUUAUUGAAAUUUAUGAUUAUUGUUUGCACCUGCUGAGCACGCAGCACACCGCGAAUCACGCCAUCAUAAAUGCCACCCUGGAGGUCAUCAACGGCAUACUCCAGUCCCUGGACGCCCCGUCGGAUGUAGCCGGCCAAUGUAGCCCGAGUCUGGGCCAAAGUUUGCGCCAACUGUUGUGCAAUCAACAACUGCAGCACAAUGAGUAUUUGCGGCGAAGGAAAUCAUUAAAGAAUCAAAUAUUCCAAUUGAAAAAUUACGAAGUGGCGACAAGUCAACAGCAGCUCGAGGAUGAGGAUGAGGGCGAGGAUGUGGAUGUGAAUGCACUGGCUGCUGUUGGGGCCACUGCAGUGCAAAUGAAAAAGAAUUCAAAUGCAAAACUGCAGCAGGCGAAGUGUCAACAGCAGCGGCAACAACAACAGCAGCAGCGACUCGAGGUUGACAACAGCUCGCUGGGAAUUAAUGCCGGGGAAGAUGCCACGACCGAGGCUCCAAGUUCCGUUGCUGAUGAAGGGGGAUCCAGGCAGGAGGCAGCGAAGCAGCGCUGCCACAUUAGGAAUGCCGCACGCAGCAUCAGCGAAUGCGUUGCCCCGGAUGAGGACAGGCAGGGGCAAGGACACCGGCGGCGGCGGGACGAGGAUGAUGACAGGCGGACGGCGGCGCAGGCGGAGCAAGAUGAUGAUGACGAUGACGACGACAUGGAGCUGCUGAGUGCCGAGUGUGAUGACUUUACAACCCUGUCGCAACUAAAUGAACAACAACAGGCGCUGUCAGCGGCAUUGCAAUUGCCCGCAACAACAACGGCGGCAGCAGCAACAACAGCAGCAGCUGCAGCAACAACAGCAACAUCGCAGGACGAUAAACUGAUUGAUGUUGAUGCCGAUGCCGAUGCCGAUGUCGGGGGGCUGCCUAAACCGCAGCAUCAGUCAUCUCUGCAGAAUCUGCUCGCCGGCAGCGAUGACAAAUCCCAGCAUUUGAGUGACAUCGACAAUGAAUCUUUCAACAGCAUCGAUUUCGAAGCCGAAAUCACAAUUGCCGGCAGCAAAGAGCCGCAUCAGCAGCAGCAACAGCAACAUCCUCCGGCGGAUGAUUCGGUGGAAUCCGGCGAUGCAACAGCAAUUGGCACAUUCUUCAACAAUCUGCUGUCGCAUUCCAAUGCAGCCUCGGAGUCGGUCAGUAAGCUCUUUCGUCAAUCAAGCGGCUCUAAGUCCACGCCCUCCAAGUCGACGCCCGCCGACAAAUCGGAUGCCAUCUCAACGGCCUCGCUCACGCUUUCGCUCACCUCCUUGGCCAGCAGCAGCAACACGGAGCCGCCGGAGCGACAGCCCUCGAUUGCGGAGACGCCCACGCCGUUGGAGGACUCCUGCUCGAUGACCGCCUCCCACACGGCCUCCACCGCCCUCAUGAUGGAUGCUCCGGGCGUGGAUGUGGCAGCUCCUAAGCCCGAAACACCGCAGUUGCGAAGCACGCCCAACGCUAAUCCCUUUCUGGUGGAGAACUCGCCGCUCCGGCAGACAGUUGUCGGUCGUGCCCUGAUCACCGUGAAAAUUGGCAGCAUCCUGGAGCAGUCCUUGGUCUACUAUACGGCUCGUUUGGUGGCAGCUCGAUUCCUGCUCAGUGGACAGGCGGCGGGAUUACAGCCGGAUAGCAUCAGUAGAGUGUCCAUCAAGAGUCUCUCCUUGGCCGUGAUUGCCCAGUGUGUGCGCCUGGCUCCCAGAGUUCUUCAACUCAGCCUGGAGAUCAGUGAUAGGGAACUGCAGCUGCUGGAGGAGGACGUGUCUAGGGACAGCACUCAAGUAUCCAGUCCCCAGAGCAGCGAUAAUUCCCAAGGGGGCGGAGAGAAGCCUUCGAUGGAUAGUAGCCUGAUUCAAACCGAAGUGGAGGAGAACCUUCUCCUGCUGGACAUCAAGGACGAUCACUUUGGCCCCAGCACCUGUCCAGUUUACCUGCAGCAGCCUACACCCACGCUGAGUCGCAGUGCAGAUUCUUCGGUUCUCUUACUAGGUGGUGGCUCCUCCUUAUCCCAUCCUGCAAAGAAAUCUGCCAACGAAGAGAAACUCUCCAAGUCCGAGAUCAUUGGCAGCUCAUUUAAGCCCACAGUGGCGGCUGAGGAUGUGCCUUCGUUGAGCUUGCCGCCACGUCCACCCAAGCGCACCAAGUCUACGCGCAGUCGCUCUGGAGCUGUGGGAUUAGCUUCCACUCCUGGAACUCCUCCAGCUCAAGGCUGCCAGUCACUUUCGGAUAUACUGCUCUUCCAUGACCACACCGAUCCCAUUUUGCGCGGUGGAGUCCAGCAGGUUGUGGGCUACUUCCUGCAAUCCAGCGGAGCUGGGCUGUUCCUGGAACUCCAACGUAAUCUGGGUCUGCAACACUUGCUGGCCAUUUUGCUGAAGGGCUUUGAGGACGAGAUCCACACAGUGGUUAUACAAGCGUUGAAUGCAUUCGAUAAGAUAUUUCCGCAUGUGGUGUCCAAAUAUUUGACAGAGCCGCCAUGUCAUUAUCAUGCUCAUCAGCAGCAGGAGCGCCAGAAGCAGGAGCAGCAACAGAAGGAGCAGCUGGAGCAGGAGCAGCAGCAGGAAAACCAGGACCACGAGAGGGACCUGCAACGACAUUCAAGUGGACAACAAAAGCGUCCGGGCCAGGCGCAAACAUUUGGCCAACAAACUUUUGCAAAGGACCAGGAUAAUGCCUUAAGCAGUCAACGGCUGCAACAAAGGCGUCCUAACGAUGCCGGGACAUGUGCCAAGUCCUCGGCCACUGAUAAUGAUGAGCUACUGGCUGUUCUUUUGAAUGAUUUCCAAUUGCAAUCGACUGGGAUGCAGCAGCAGCAGCAGCAGCAGCGGCAGCCGGAGCAGCACACUGGGCAGUUGCGUAAUGAGCCCGAUCCGAAGCCCAGUGCCCAACUGGUUGAACCCUUCUGUGUGUUUGCCAUCUCACCCAAAUUGCUCUUGAGCAAACUCCGGCUCUGCCAUCACAAUAAAUAUUGGCUGGUCCAGAAUAAAUACGCCGAAGUUAUUUCGAAUUUAAAUUACGUGCUGCUGCGGUCGUACUACGCAAAUUUCGGUUGUGCCAUCGCCGACAACAAAAACAGCGUCGCCAGGCAGGAGCAGGACUCGAGGCGGCCGUCCGGGGAUGCCUGCGCUUCUGGCCGGGAUGCGGAGGGCGAGGACAUUGUCUGCACUUAUGAGGCGCAGUUUCUGGCUGAACUUUUACAUCUGCUCGGCGACGAUGAUGCGCGGGUGCGGGAGCACGCGGCCCUCUGUCUCUGCCGCUUUAUAAUGCAAACGGCGCGCCAGGAUCCAUCGACGGAGGCGAAGGACGAGGACGCAGGAGGAGGACGAGCAGAUGGAGGCCAAAUCGAAGGCAAUGGCAAUGGCAAUAGCAACGUCAACGUGGAAACUCAACAAACUAAUUUCAAUUUGCUGUGGGAUUUUUUCGACUAUCGCAUAUUUGGCAGCAUGUCCGUGACGUUGCGUAAUUUAUUCCGGGCCAGUUCGACGAUUGUGCCGCCUCUGGCUGAGUUGGAUGCAAUGGCCUGCUCCUCCUCCUCCUCCGCCGCCGCCGCCGCCUCAAUCUAUCCCGAAUCGGGCAGCACGUCCAGCUCCUCAGCAUCGGCAUCUGCCUCGUCCGCAUCCAUAGCGGCAGUCUCCGCGGCGUCGGCCUACUUUGAGGCAAGUUACGGCAUCGGCAUCGCCGAGGGGCAUGUUUUUGCCCUGGCAUCGGCAUCCCAACGUCAAAUCGCGCAGGAGGAAAAAGUUUUGGCCAAAGUUUUGUAUCGCUUGACAAAUAAAUUGAUGACGCUGAAUGAUAAAAAUGUGCAGUUUGGCAUAAUUUACGCGCUGCGCCUCCUGUUGAGGCACUUCAAUUUCGUGGACUAUCAACAGGCCUGGUUGGAAUUCAAUUUCGUUGAAAUUUGCAUUAGCUAUGCCUACUACAACAAUGCAACAGCUGCGGACCUCAGCUGCCAGAACGAUUUGAUUGAUGUGAUGGGCAAACUAAUGGCAGGUGCCAUGCUGAGCUCAGGUGAGCCGAGUGCCCCCCACCUGGACUUUCUGCUGCGUCACAGCGUCAAGAUGCUGAACAUCUACUGCCACCUGGUCACCAAUCAGCGCCACCCACCGGCGGGCGGUUCACAUUCGGGGAGUGGGAGCGGGAGCGGAAGCAGCUCCAAGCCGCCCAAGAGCGAGCUCUUUGGCCGCGAACCGCCAGCGGCAUCAUCCCUCCAGGCUCUGGGUUACUUUGCCGGCGAUUACGUUUACAUGAAACUUUACAACAUUUUAAGAGGUGCUAAUGACAGCUACAAGAUAAGCAUAAAUCACGAGGCCGGCAGCUUAUUAAUUUGUCUCCUGAAAACCUGCCUCAAUGCGUUGGGCCUGUGCCUGGAGGGCUUGGUGAGUGCCUCGCCGCCGGAGCUGAAAUUAAUCGAAGAAAUACUCCACUAUUUGACCAAGCUCAUAAAUUAUGCGCCCGCCGAGUGCGUUGCAUGUCUGCGGCAACUGUUGAAAUAUUUAUUCGCCCAAAAUUAUGCCAGCCAAGUGCGGCUGCAGCCAUCGGCCAUCGGUGGAGCUGGCCACCAUGCCGCCUUCAUACGUCCCUACUUUAGGGCCAAGGGCAGGGGUCACGGCGCCGGCUCCACAUUGUUGCCAACAAUAAAUUCAAAACCGGCGGAGGGAGAGGAGCACCUGCGAGGAGGAGGAGCAGGAGCUGCACAACCAAUUGAUACUGCCCCACUCCAGGCCAUGGGCUUGCUCUUUGAGCAGGGCCUGCAGCCGGGCACUCCGCCGGUGGGCGAAUGCGGCCGGCUUAUAAAGCUAUUCGAGCCGCUGGUCAUAUACUGUCUGACGCUCUUCAUGAAAUCCAAUGCGCUGGUUCAGGCACCCAUUUUGCGAUUGCUAUCCCAACUGCUGGAGCUGAAUGUAACCUAUAGUAUACUGGACUCCAAGAAUGUGAUUUUCGACCAGAUAAUGAGCAACAUGGAACUGAUUGAAAGUGGAAUAGAUAGGAACGCCUUCAUCAUUGUGCCGCCCAUGCUGCGAUUCCUGGUGCAGCUGACGCACAAGAGCGACCGACAACUGAUCACCAUACCCAAGAUCAUCAGCAUCACCAACAACUUGCUGGCCAACGGAUCGGUUCGCGAGGUAGCCCUCUUGGCACUCAAAACCCUCAGCUACGAGCUGUUCUUCAUGCACAGCCAGCUGGAGGAGGCGCUGGACACCGAGGGCCAUAACUCAGGUCGGACGGCGUGCCAGAGUCCUUUGAGUGCGGCCCCCACGCCGGAAACCAGAGAGGUCUUGCUGGCGCAGCGACGCGAGCUGGACACCCAACGGGAAGUGGUGCUGGGCAUGCUGGAGAAAUUCAUCGAGGCACGACCGAGUCAACAGGUUCUGGCCCUCCUCCUGCUCUUCGAGCGGAGUGUUCAGGAACUGGACACGCCGCCAUACCACCGAAGUGCCCAGGAUGCGGACGCCGUGUACGGUGCGCUGUGUCGGGGCCUGUGCUCGCGCCAGUGGCGACUCCACUCCGCCGGAGAUCUGCGGCUCCUGGAGAGCUGUUUCCGCAACAACGGCAACCAUGUGCUGGCCGACAGCAAGGGAUUCCUGCAGCUGCUGCAGCUUUUCAUCGAGCAGGGCGUCGGGAACUUUGGUGAUUUAGCUCUGGCCAUGGUUAUGCUGGCCAACGUAAUCCUCAAAACCGAGGAAAUUUAUCUGGUGAAUCACAUAAAACUUUAUUUGAAAAAUAAUCCCACGGCCGAGCGUCGUCUGCAGGCCAUGAUGCCCAGCUCGUCAUCGGCGGCUCCUCACUGGCAGGACGAGGCUCCUUCGACGUCUUCGGCGGCUGCAGCUGCUAGGGCGGCAGCCGCCGCCUCCUUUUCCAGAGGAUCCACCAUCAGCGAAAUUAACUAUUUCGCCAAAGUUCUCAGCGAGAAGCUGCUAGCCUGUUUGGAUGCCAUACUGGGCCUGGAUACCGGCUUCUCCUGCUCUUCCUCCGUGGGCCACGCCUACUGCCAGCUGGCCGGGCGCUUCGUGGACGCCCUGCUCAACGUCUGCUGCCGCUCGCGGCACAAGGAUGCACUUCAAUCGGUUUUCCGUUUGGUUUUGGCCGAGUCUGAAUUUCUCUGCAAAUACUAUAGCCUGCUGUUGAUGAGUGCCGCGGGCCAGGGUGGAUACGGCUCACUGGAUGCCGUGUUGCUCGCCUGCCUGCGGCUGGUGCUGGCCAUGCGGCUGGAGGAGCCGGUGGCCCUCAUGGAGCAGGCCGCCCAGCUGCCGCUGAAACGAAAUUUGCAGCGGGCGUUGCUGCGCGAAGUUUGUCGUGCCAAUGUGGGCUGCGAUUGGAGUGCGCAACAAGUGCGCCGCUUGUUCGACGGCCGGUAUCUGAAUUUCCUAAUUGCUGACCACUUGGAAUUCCUUUGCGAGCUAUGCCAAGAGCGUCCCGAGUGCGGCUCAUUACUGCAGGUGGCCUUGUUCCGGAAUGCCCAUCGAUUGAGCCGGCCAUCCAUUCGCAUCGUCCUUCGGCUAUUGGGACGUCUUUGUGAGCCCGCUGAACGGGCGGCCUCUGGAGAUGCUGGCAGCGAUGCGGAUCCCACACUGCAGGCCAUGCAACUGCUGAGUCGCCUGCACCAGCUGCACGAGGGGGAGCGCUCGCUGCAGCUGCCCAUGGAGCGGCUGGCCCGACGACUGAGCGCCCAGAGCGGCCCGGCUGCCAGGAACUCCAUCUACGAGCGGCUGGUCGAGGGAGAUCUGGCCGGCGGAGAGGACCAGGACGCCCUGCGAACCCUGCUACUGAAGGACUUGGAGUGCCGCCAGGACAAUGAGACUGCAACGCCGUCGCGCAUAAUUGAUGAGAGCUGGCUCUUUGCUCAGCUAAUCAAAUUCGCCACCCAGCAUGCAGAUGCCCCUCAGCAGCAAAAGCAACUUAUGCUGCUGCUCCUGGAGAUCCAGUCGGAGCCCAAGCUGCAGCGGCUGCUCCGGAGUCUGGGAGCCGAGCAGGAGGCGAGGCUGCUGCGCCACGCCAUCUCCGGCUCACUGGCCGCCAUGCUGUCCGCCUUCCGGCAGAAGUGCAUCCAACAUGCAGCGCAUAUCAACUACAUGCAACCGCCGCCGCUGGCCCGUGUAUCCUGCUCCCUGCUCCUGGCGAAGGUGGCCUCCGUUGAGGUCACACAACAUCGGGCACCACCCACCGGAGAGCAGCUCGAUGUGGCGCGGGCCGUGGCCACACUGAUGGCCUGCAUUCGGAAUGUAGAGCAAACAGCACUCAUCUACAUCGAUGCCCGGCUGAUGGAGAAGUUCGUGGUCGAGCACCUGCUGCGCCCCGAGCAUCUGCCGCCGUUGCUGGCCUACCUGGGCUGGCUGGCCGGGGCGGCCAAACAGAUUUUGGCCAAGCCAACACCACAGGAGUCGGAACAAGACGCUCUGGGCGUCCUGCUCGCCACAGUGGACGCCCUCCUGCAGCAGCCACGCGUUUGGAGGGAGCUUAACUCCAGCCUGGAUCCGGGGCUGCGAUGUGAAUUGCUCGCCCUGCUGGACUCGGUGGCCCGCUGCAUUCUGCAGGACACAAUUUUCUAUCGUCGUCACCGAGCGGACAGAAAGAAGGCCAAGGGACCGGCACCGCAGGCGAUUUUCCUGGCCAAAUUGAUUGAAACGCAAAUUGAAAUCGAGUCCCUGGACAGCGGCAGGGUCUUCUUGGCAGGCGCCGAGGAUGCUCGACUGCAGUUCGCAGGCCAGGAUCUGGCCCGCUUCCAAGUGGCAUUGUCGCUGGUGGCAUCCAUCGGCAUCUCGCUGCUGCGAACGCACCAGUUUUAUGCCUACGCGGUCACUCCGCACGAGCUCAUCAGGCAGCCAGAGGAGCAGCAGCAGGAGCAGCAGAAGCAACAGGCCGAUGGCAAGCUGCCCUCCAUUCCUGUGGACAGCCUGAGCGAUGUGGAUAUCCUGCGUCAAUUCGUCAAGAGGCUCUCCAUCUUCGGAUUCACCACCCGGCAGCAGUUCGAGGAGUACUUCAUGACCUGCCUGCUGCUGAUCAACAAGCUGUACGACGAGCACAUGGUCGAUCAGCAGGAGCAGUUCCAGAUCAAGCAGGUCUGCCUGCAGGCCAUCCUCGAACUUUUAAUGACGUACAAAACUUUUCCCAUUGUGGGCCAAACCAACGGCCAGUUCCAUCACACCACUCGCUGGCAGCGCAUCACUUGUGACAGCAUUAGCCUGAAGAAACUGCACAAGGUUCAGUUGCUGGUGGAUGCGUGCAAUGUCUUCUAUCAGCCCAAUCUGGAGCGGCAGCUGGCGGCCCAGGACAAUGUGAUUGGCACACGCACCUUUGCGGCCAAUCAGUACGAUCUCAAUUUCAGCUGGGCGCAAAUGGAGGAGCAGGCUGGCGGGGGAGUGGGCUUGGGCCUGGGCGCGGGCGUGGGCCUGCCAGGAGCAGAGCCACCCCACACGGCGGACAUUAAGCAGUCCGGCGAUGCGGAUGUGCCCGACAUGGCAAUGCGCAACUAUCGCCAUAUUACACAGCUGUCGGGAAUUGACUUUCGCAGCAGCACGCAGCUGGUCUUUGACGUACUGCAGCAGAUGAUCGAGCUGAAUCACAUCCUGGUGCUGCCCAAUUUGGUGAAGUUCUGCGAGAUCUGCGAGAGCCGCGACCACAUCAAAUGGAUUAAGGAGCGCUGCCUCAAACUGCAGGAGCAAGUGCCCAUGGACGAUACUAUUUCGCAUCAACACAUAAUCUACUUACUGUGCCGCAGCCAGGCCCUCCUGAUCCCCAGCCUGGGCGAGUUGCAGGUCCUGUGCUCCUUGAUUGGCAACGUCUACUUGAAGAGCACGCACAGCUUCAUACGCAUCGCCACGCUGCAGGGGCUGCUCUGCCUGCUGGAGUGCUGCAGCAAGACCAACACGACAAUGGGACGGCUCAGCGAGGAGCUGGCAUUGUUGCGAGCCCUAAUUGUGGGCUACAUCAAUCGUCAUGGCAUCAUUGAUGAGAGCCCCCUGCCCUUCAGCGUGGAGCACACGAAGCUGGUCUGGACGCUCAAUUACAGCCUGAUCGAGUGGACAUCGAAAUUCGUGCCGCAGUGUCAUCUGUUGUCAAAUACAAUCAUUGCGGCCAACAAUUUCCUGAAGACGACCGCCGACGAGGAGCUCUAUCUGUGCGUUCUGCAUGGCCUGGAGCGCAUGGUGGUCAAUAGCGGAGCGCCGUCUCCUGGUGGCCCAAAGCCUACUGGCAAGGAUGAACUGGCACCCGGAAGCGGAGCCGUCGCUGGAGCAGCCGAGCAGGCGGCCGUUGGAGUCGUGGUCACACCGCAGAUGCGACAUAAAAUUGAAAAACUUGCACUCGAAUUGCUGAAAAUGGAAAAUGAGAAAUUUUCGAUUCCGGCAUUGAAAUUGCUUUUGUCCUGCAUGUAUGUGGGCUCUGCUGGCCAGCUGGAGAACACCGAGCUGUCGAACGGCAUCGUGCAGGAUGACCCGGAGAUAAUCGCCCAGCAAAACGAUAAAGUCGAUAUACUUUUGCAUUGUAUUAAAUCAUCGAGUCGAGAUGCCGCCUGGAUUUAUGGACAAGUGCUGUGCCAAAUUAUUCGUGAUUUAGUGCCACCGAAUGAAAUAUUGACGAAGGUCAUAAAGGAGUUUCUGGCCAUAAAUCAACCGCACGGCGAUGUUAUUGCCAUGAUUGUGUAUCAGGUCUUUCGGUCCGCCAUCGACUCGUCGUACCUGCAGAUGCUGCAGGACUGGCUGAUCUGCACCCUGCCAACGUUCCUGGCCCAGCCGGAGCAGCAGGGUGUCUGGGGUCUCAGCGUCAUCUUUUUAUCCGCCUCCAUAAAUCUGCAUUUGAUUAAACUAUUUCCGCUGGUGCUCGGCAUCGGGGCAUCCAGCUCGGUGGCACCCACGGCUACGGCGACGGCGACGGCGACAGGGGCAACAGCACCGGCGAUGGCCCGAAAAUUGGGUCAACACGAAAUUGCAUUGUUCGUGACAGCUGCACAAGAUUUCCAUGCGAAAUUGAGUGGCGAGCAGCGGCAGCGUUUCCGCGAGGCCUUCAGCAGCUUCGAGCGGAAUCAAGUCUACGGCCGGAUGUUGCAGCGCCUCUGAGGCGAUACGUUGGGGCACAAUGCAAUUCAGAUUUGGCCAGCAGCGGCCAAACUUGCUCCAAAGACAAGCGCAAGCGUGAAUAACUAAUUGCCCCCUGGCCAAGGAGAAAGUUUAAACGGAUGUCCCUCUUGGCUGCGCCUUCUUCAUCUUCAAACUCAACUCGCUGGGGCCGGCCGGGGAGUGGAAAGUUUUUUAAUAGUUGGCGAAUACAAAAUUAAUUUAUGCUUUACAUUAUGUGUAACUAAUAUUUAAAUUAUUGCAAACGAAUGUUCGCCCCGCACUUCCUAAUCUGGUAGAAAGUUUAACGAGGCCACCAAGGCGAGCAAAAGGACCCGCAAUUAAUUCCUGCGGCUUGCCUUUCGACAAGGACCCAGCCACCCAACCAGGACACGGAAAUUAUGUUCUUGCCAGCUUUUUGGCUAAAGUUUAUCAUUUAUUUAUUUUGACGCUGCUUGCUGAGCUAGAAAUGUAACCAGAACCUUAGCCUCGACCAAAGGCUGGCUAAUGCCUAAUCAAAAUUACUUACAAAUUCCAUUAUGCAAAGACCCAUACCCCACAGUUGUAACCGAAAUAUUAACCCUUUGUUUAACGAAAUAAAGUAUGCUAUUUAAAGGA